This is a messenger RNA of Exophiala xenobiotica, 2936 nucleotides long. RefSeq lists its product as uncharacterized. The coding region runs from base 744 to 2618 and encodes 624 amino acids. NCBI's taxonomy places the organism in Eukaryota, Fungi, Ascomycota, Eurotiomycetes, Chaetothyriales, Herpotrichiellaceae. Gene Ontology annotation, biological process: proteasome-mediated ubiquitin-dependent protein catabolic process. The transcript is spliced from 3 exons. Gene Ontology annotation, molecular function: protein binding. The record is from RefSeq and is a predicted model, not a curated record. Gene Ontology annotation, cellular component: GID complex.
CUGCCUCAAUGACCACCAACGACCACCACUGCUGUUCUCCCGAGACGAUCCCAAUAUCCAAUAUCCUUCCAUCUGCGUUACUUAGUUCAUUGCUUCGAGGAUUUUGCCGUUCCAUACCCGUGUCGUCUUUGCUAAACGACGAAUCUACCUGCCCUCCUUCUCUAACUCGACCCUGCGGACAUACGUUCUAGGCACUACUCAAUAUCAGGACAUCCUCCUUAAUCGCCUUGGUGCAUAGACCCCGGCGGCCAGAACUGCAUGUCCACGUCCUCAGCCGUGACUACAAUCUGAACCUUCAGAUUGACUCUUCACUCAAGCAAUCACAGUAGCGUCCUUCGAGGUACCGCUCGAGUAGUCUCUACUCAGAGACCGGCGGCUUUGGCCGCCACCACGAGCUGGCACACCACCCUUCUGCCGACGACAACCUAAUCACUACCGACGACCCAUCCAUUUCAAACCACCCUACUCCUCCUCCUUACACAGAUUCCUUUGCCCAACCCCCACAUCCAUCAAGACUCAUCACACGUGAGAUUCCGACCGCCGACCCACCUGCGACUACCUCCGACGACCUCGUUUCAAUCCAGCCACCUAUAGAGCAGGUGCAGGACUCUGAAGAGCGGGGAAGACGAAGGAGACGACGCUCUUCCUCCUCAGAGCUCGGUCAAGAAAGUCUCACGUCGUGUGAAGCUGUCCCGCCAGAAAGAAAUCCCAGAUCGAAGCGCAGGCGAACCGACGGACACAAUAUGAGAGUUGAUGACGAUCAAGGGCAAGCAUAUUCUAACGGUCAUACUGCCAGCUCAAAUGGAUCCACUCCUCGAAAGUCCUUCCACACUGCCGUCAACGGACACACCCCUGGUAACGUCAACGGCUCAGGUUCCUCCUUCACGAAUGGCGCUGUCAAGAAGCUCUCACCGGUGCGGUCACCGACAUAUCGGGGUCACAAUCGGGAAGAGGUGGUCAGGAUACUGAUACAGGGUCUGCUUGACAUGGGAUACUCAGACGCUGCAAGUGUUUUGAGCAGUGAGAGUGGUUACGAACUAGAAAGCCCCUCCGUGGCGGCAUUCCGAAGUGCAAUUUUAGACGGCUCCUGGUCCGAGGCAGAAGCAAUCCUGUUAGGAUCACGCCGGAUUGACCCAAGCGAAGGCCUGCAUAUGGGCGAUGAUCAACACGGCGAAGGUCUAGUGCUUGCUGAAGGGGCCGACCGUGGUCAAAUGCUGUUUUGGAUUCGACAACAGAAGUUCUUGGAGCUACUGGACCGGAGAGAUCUCAGCAUGGCCCUCAUGGUACUCAGACAAGAGCUGACACCCUUGGGGCACGACAUACACCAAUUACAUGCUCUCUCAACUUUACUAAUGUGUCCUCCAGAAGAUCUCAGGACUAAGGCUCAUUGGCCGGGGACAGUGGACGAGUCACGUAAGAUGCUCCUUCAAGAUCUUUCGCGGUCAAUUGCACCGUCUGUUAUGAUUCGGGAUCACAGACUAGCCGAGCUGUUCGACCAAGUCAAACAGACGCAGAUAAACCAGUGCUUAUAUCAUAACACUUCGAUACCUCCGUCACUAUACUCAGAUCAUCUUUGUGAUCGAGAAGACUUCCCUGCUCGAACAUCAAUAGAGCUUCAGGAUCAUACCGGCGAGGUCUGGCAUGUUCAAUUCUCUCAUGACGGCUCGAAAUUGGCCACUGCAAGCCAGGACAGGACUGUCAACAUUUACGAGACCGUUACUUUCAAGCGUCUUCACGAACUGAAACAGCAUUCAGCCGAGGUCACUUAUGUAGCGUGGAGUCCUGACGACACAAAGAUCAUCUCAUGUUCUCAGGACGCCAAAGCUAGAGUCUGGGAUGUCGAAACGGGCAAAUUGAGGGUGACCCUGCAACACGAGUCCGCCGAACCAACGUAUGGAAUCACUGCCGCAGCGUGGACUCCUGAUUCAAUGCGUUUUGUGACGGCCAGCCACGACAGAAACUCCCAACUCUGUUACUGGAGUCUUCUUGCGGACGAGCCCGAGCGUCCUAUCUAUGUCUGGCCCAAGGGGUUUAGGGUUCAGGACGUCGCUAUUACAGAUGACGGCCACUGGCUCGUCGCCCUCGAUCCCCAGAACAUUAUACGGAUCUUCGACCUGCACAAUUACCGAGAGGAGCCUCCCAUAAAAAGUGCGGGAAAGAUGACGAGCAUCAGCUUGAGCCGUGAUGGCAGUACCGUCCUCGUCAAUCUCGCUGUCGGCGAGGUGCAGAUGAUCGAUCUCGUCACGAGAGACGUUGUGCGCAGGUUUAGGGGUCAGAAGCAGGGAGAAUUUGUGAUUCGGAGUUGCUUUGGAGGAGCAGCCGAAAACUUCGUGGUCAGCGGCUCCGAAGAUGGUAUGAUUUACGUGUGGCACAAGGAGAACGAAGCUCUCAUUGAGAAACUGUCGGGCCACGGUCGAGGUGUAGGCGGAAAGGAUUGUGUGACGACGGUCGACUGGAAUCCCAGAGAUGCCUCCAUGUUUGCGUCUGGUGGUGAUGACCGCAAAAUACGAAUAUGGACAAACGCAUUGUCUCCCAUUGAUGGUAUCUCGAACACCCUCAACAGGUCCGUUGUGCGGCAUGAUUCUGGUCGCACGAGCGCCAUGAGAUCAACACUGUAGGUACUGUGAGUAGGUGCUGUUUCUGGAGUUUGUGGAGGGAACCAUAUCCUUAACGAUCAACGUCCUGCACAGAGUAUAGAGUUUUGGACACAACAUUGCAUUGCAAGGAGUUCGCUUGUAGGUGGCUUACACCAAGCAACACUACAACAGAGGGAGAGUUCAAGGGGUAACGAAGAGCAUUCAUCCUUUGAACAUGGCAAGCCUUGGCUGUGCCCGCAUGGGAAAGGGAAUAUGGACAGCAGCCGCCGACGCUGCCAGGUUUAGAUCUAGCUCAAUAUCUUGUAUUUCACUCAAUAUGCAAUGAUAUUAUACGAUACG